AUGGACAACACGACACCCAUUGAAAGACAACUUGAGGUGAAACCCGCGAGUGACGCUGGUCCGGAUGUGUUCACCCACAGACAUACCCUUUGGCAGCUCCAAGGUGCACGAGGAAUCUUCGGCGGCAUCACCAUCGGACAGAGUUUGAGUGCAGCACAAGAAACCAUCGCACCAGAAUUCGAUGCACACUCAAUGCAUUGCACGUUUGUGAGUGCAGGAAGUGCCACAGAGACCAUCUACUACCAUGUCGAGCGUGUUCGAGAUGGUAAGAGCUUCAUCAUCCGUGCUGUGAAGGCAAUCCAGAAUGACCGUACAAUAUUCCUUGCAACAAUCAGUUUUGCUCGUACAUCACCAGAGUCGACCACCAAUCUCCACCACGCGGAGCCUAAGCCCCCAAUGGUGCCGAAGCCGCCGGCCAUCGCCUCAGACGACAAUGAAGAUGUCUCGGGGACCCCCUACAUGAAUCAAAGUGUUGGAAUGACGCAUAGCACAUCUGAGCCAAGCGCCAAGCGUAUGCAUCAAUGGAUUAAGACACGUGGGAAAAUUUCGUCCAAGUGGGGCUCGCGGGCACAUCUCGCAGCAUUGGCGUUUAUGUCGGAUAGUUAUUUUCUCGCGGGCCUACCUCAAUCCCACAAUGUAUGGAGCUUUGUCAAUCCCCCAGUUACCGAGUUCUACGACCGUGAAGACCGGCUUGCAUUGGCGUCUCCAAUUCACACUCCAAUUCCCAGACCACAUGUUCACGGGGGCCAGACUGUGUCAACCGAGCGUAGGGUCGGAAUGAUGGUUAGUCUGGAUCAUUCUAUUCACUUCCACCAAACCAGAGACCUAAAAGUCGACGACUGGCUGUUGACAGAAGUCCAAACUCAUUGGGCUGGCCAGGGCCGUGGCUUGGUGUCCCAGAAGAUAUGGGAUCAAGAUGGCACGUUACUUGCAGCCUGCACUCAAGAGGGUAUCGUGCGACUUGAGCGGCGUUCGGAUGACCAUAAUCAAUCCGACGUUGCUUCUAAACUCUGA
Penicillium bovifimosum is the source of this 1014-nucleotide messenger RNA. RefSeq lists its product as uncharacterized. NCBI's taxonomy places the organism in Eukaryota, Fungi, Ascomycota, Eurotiomycetes, Eurotiales, Aspergillaceae. The coding region runs from base 1 to 1014 and encodes 337 amino acids. Gene Ontology annotation, molecular function: fatty acyl-CoA hydrolase activity. Gene Ontology annotation, cellular component: peroxisomal matrix. Gene Ontology annotation, biological process: fatty acid catabolic process; acyl-CoA metabolic process. The transcript has 2 exons. The record is from RefSeq and is a predicted model, not a curated record.